Messenger RNA from Megachile rotundata (alfalfa leafcutting bee), 3467 nucleotides. RefSeq names its product angiotensin-converting enzyme. Gene Ontology annotation, biological process: proteolysis. Gene Ontology annotation, molecular function: peptidyl-dipeptidase activity; metallopeptidase activity. NCBI's taxonomy places the organism in Eukaryota, Metazoa, Arthropoda, Insecta, Hymenoptera, Megachilidae. Gene Ontology annotation, cellular component: plasma membrane. The record is from RefSeq and is a predicted model, not a curated record.
UGUGAAGGAAUUUGGAUCGUGCGAACUUUGUACAAAUAGUCAUAGAUUAUACGUGCGAUGCGUUACAUAUCAUUUACUGUGAGAUAAGAACUCAGCUGUUGAUUCAUUGGAUGUGCAUAUCCGCGAAAUUGUAAUAAAUUAAUCGCUCUUCGUUUAUUAUAUCAAACUUUGACCCACAGUUACGGUCUCAGUUUUUCGAGAAGAAGAAAAAGUUACGCGGAAGGACACAAGCCACCUCUCUCUCUCAGUGCCACCACUCUUUUGUCCUCUCUCGUUUUCGCUUGCAGUCAAUCUCUGUUUAUAGAACGCAUUGAAGGCACUCAUCGAAAAAAGAAACGUGAACGUCGAGCGAAGUGACGCUCGGCUAGCAAAGUUCGAAGGGAUGCCAUCAACAUGGAUUUAUAUAAUUGUUAACCUCGUGAUCUGUGCGGUCGCUUCGGUGGAAAAUGAACAGACGAAAUUUUUUAUACAGUUAACGGAAUUCGACUAUGAGGAUAAUUGUACAAGUGCAGCCGAGGCUGAAUGGGCGUUCAUUAACUCUCCGUCGAAUAAAACACUGUCGGUGUGGGAAGAGAAAUUAAUUUCUUACGCCGCUUUCAAGAAUGUACAAAAGAACGAGCUUGCCAAUAUUUCAAAGGAUGAUAUAGAUGAUCCAUCUCUGCGAUACAAGUAUGAUGUUGCUGAAAAAGCAGGUGAUGCUUUGUUGGAAAGUGAAGAUUAUAAAACGCUUAUUCAUUUUGCUGGAGUAGCUGAAUUAUUGAGAUUAUCUGCAGUCCAUAUGGACAGUUUACAUAAUUAUACACGCAAAGAUGUAGAAUAUCUCCUAUCUCAUAGUAAUAAUGUUGAAAAUAAGAGUCAUGUAUGGACAGCCUGGCAUCAACAGUUAGCCCCAUUAGUUAAGAACUUUACAACUGUGCUUCCACUUGUUGAGUCAGCUGCCAAAGCAAAUGGUGCCAAAGAUGUUACAACAUAUUGGGAGCUCUUAAGUAAUUAUGAUGAAGGUUAUUAUAGAAUUCAGAAUGAAUGGAGUAAGAUUGCUAAUCUUCACAAAAAAAUAUUGAAAUUUGCAAUUAGUAACUUAUCUCAGAAGUACAAGAUACCUGUGAAUGAUACAGCACCAGCUUAUUUAUUUGGAUCUCUGGAAGGAAAUGAUUGGACACCUAUAUCGGUUGAUAUAACGCCUUACCCGGAUAUAAUGUACAGCAUAAAAAAGAAUCUCUGGAAAAGGAAACUUCUUGGGAAAUCACUAUACAAAACAGCCGCUAGUAUGAGCACACAAUUACUGAAUCAAGUGCCACAAGCUGAAUUUUGGGAGAAAAGCGAUUUCAAUAAACAAUGCCCAUCAAAAUUGAUUAAUUUUUGUAAAGAAGGCAGUUUGAGGGUGUCUACUUGCUUUGAUCCUACUAUAAGCAAUGUUCUAUCUGCAUAUAAGAACGUAGGAAAAGUUAUAUUCAAUCAGAUGUCUAUCGAGACAAUACCGGUACUUAAUACCGCUAAUCGAUAUUCUGCUUUAGAGGAAGGUUUGUCAGAACUAUUUGGCAUUCUAGCAGCAAGUCCUGCUUGGUUAAAUUAUACCCAAGUUAUGAAUGAUUCGGCCGAUAAUAAUGAACGUUUAAUCGUAUCGUUAAUGAUUACUGCACUGAAUGUAUUACCCAGCCUUGCUUACUAUAUGGCUGCAGAUAUGUGGAGAAUUAAUGCCAUUAAUGAAGGAAUAAAAGAUCCUGAAGAACUAAUAUCGUCAUGGUGGAAGCAUAGGCAAGAGUACGAAGGACUUAAUUCCAACGGAACUAAUGUGCCUACAUUUUUAAACGACGAUUACAUUACUAGCAAUAAGCCAUAUCUUCCAAAAUUUGCUGGUACACUUCUGGCAUUUCAAUUCUAUGAGUUUCUGAUGGAGUCUACAGAGAUUAGAUACGAUUCAAUUAUAAGAAAACAAGUAGACGCUAGUUUUAUAAAAAUGCUUUUACAUGGAGGUGCUGACGACUGGACAAAAGUAGUCGAUAAGUACUUAGAAAUAUAUUCAAUUUCAUCGGAUGCUCUUCUGUCAUUUUUUUCGCCACUAGAGGAAUUCAUUGAUGAGCUGGAAGAAGAUUUUGAAUACAAAGCAGUUCAAGAAACGGACUUACAAGAUUUAGAAAAGAAAAUAAUCACAGAUUUCAAUGCCCCACCAACGACCACUGUCAGGCCUACAACUACUAGUACUACUACUACCACUGCGCCAAAAAGUGUAAACAAAGAUCAUAGAAAAGCGAAUGGAGUAUUGUCGAGUAAACAAAAUGACGGCAGAGGAGUUAUGAAUGAUGCAGUUGCUUCCAAUACAAAUUUAGAACCUAAAUCGUCUGUACAUAUACCUGAGAACAAAGCAGAAGAUCAUAACACUGAGACAAAAGUUAUGACUGAGGUUCCUUUCGAUGAGUCACCACUUAAUACAGAAGAAGAUAAGAAACCAAAGAUGAAUACUAGUAAAGCAGUAUGGGCAGUGGGCGCAGUGCUUUUAGCAACCAUUAUUAUUUGUACAAUUGCGAUCUUUGGAAGACAAAGAUGUCGCAAAACACCAAAAAAUAGACGCUACGUUUAACAGUAUACUUUUCAGCAUUAAAAAUGAAAAUACCUAUUUAUUUUUGCAUUUAAUUUAGGUAGCCUUGGCUUAAGUAAAUUAUUGUCACAAAGUCAUACGAUGACAAAGACAUUUAGAAGUACACCGGAUGCCAAACUUUCAAAAAGAAAGCGACGCGGGAAACUUUGUACGACCGAAGAAAGCCGAAUGCGUCCGAUUUUUGUCGAAUCGACCCGAAGUUUUUGAGAUCUUAGCUGAUCUCGCCCGAAGUUUACCGCUCCACCUUGAUUUUGAAAAUUCGGGAUUCGCACGCUUCUAACAUUUACGAAUUUUGCGACAUCUAACACCACACAUUCCUUACUCCUCAUUACAAAGGAAGUGGAGACUCCGUAGAAAGGAAAGCAGCAAUAAAAGGAAUUAGUAUUGAAAAGAAAAGGCAAAAUAAUAAGUAUUAAUAAGCAAAUGUUAUUAUAAUUGUAUUUUUUUAAAUCAAAUAUUUAAUUUCAAAUGCGACAUGUACAUACAUGUACGUACUUAAUAUGGUUUCCGAGUAAAAAUUUACAUAUGUUUGCUUUCGUCGUCAUUAUGUCGCAAUCAAUUAAUCAUAGCACAAAUAUAAUACAGUUUGUAUAAUACAAGUGUUAAUUUGAAAGUUAGAAAGAUAAUAUUGUAACAUAAAAGAGUCGCAACAUGUAUGCUUAAGUACAACAGUUCCUCUAUAAUCAUGCCAAACCAUAAAAAGUGAAUUUAAAAAUACGCACAAAAGAAUAUCUCUUACAUUUUCUAUAGAAUCCUUAGAUAAUAUAUUUCAUUAAUAUCUUUAAUAGGAGAUACCUAUAGCAUACACCUCGAUUAAACUAAGGCCUGUACAUAAUUACUUUACAAUUUUAGAGUAAAAUAGUUAGUAUGA